Seriola aureovittata is the source of this 2721-nucleotide messenger RNA. It is a transcript of the gene slc67a2, whose product is annotated as major facilitator superfamily domain containing 9. Gene Ontology annotation, molecular function: transmembrane transporter activity. The record is from RefSeq and is a predicted model, not a curated record. NCBI's taxonomy places the organism in Eukaryota, Metazoa, Chordata, Actinopteri, Carangiformes, Carangidae. Gene Ontology annotation, biological process: transmembrane transport. The coding region runs from base 383 to 1807 and encodes 474 amino acids. The transcript has 6 exons.
ACGAAAUGAAGGGGGGAAAAAUCAGUGCUUGUUUAUGAAUAGGAAUUUCCUCGAUUCAGAUCUGUGACGUGAGAGGACGAAACCAUCUGUCUGAGCAGCCGCGGGGGAGUCAGGCCAGAUAACACGACAAUUCAACGCAACAAUGCCUCUUACAGCGAGCAUUAUCGCAGCACGUUGUAUUAAUGUCUGUUUUUAAUAUCCGCCACUUUUUACACCUGCCAUAUCGGUGCAGACGGUCAGAACCUGGCAGUUCGUCUCCACGGCCGCCCCCUGCCUGUGAGACCCUCGCCGGGACGGAGACAUUUUUCUGUUUGGAUCAUUCACGGUGAAAGCGGAUGAGCUCUUCCGCUUUGGCUGCAGCCAGUGCCGUCACAGCGGGAGGAUGAACAACCAGAAAUGUAGCACUUUAUUUCAGAAACCAAGAGGACGGACGAGGAUUAUUCAGUGUAUCUAUGUGGUGGGCUUCAUGGAUUUGUUUGGGGUGAGCAUGAUCAUCCCGCUGCUGAGCCAUCAUGUGAAAGCUCUAGGAGCCAGUCCCACUGUGGCUGGUAUAGUAGGAUCUACGUAUGGGAUCUUACAGCUCUUCUCAAGCACAAUAGUUGGCAGCUGGAGUGACGUGGUGGGACGGAGGUACUCUCUGCUGACCUGUCUGCUGCUGAGUGCGCUAGGCUACGGCCUGCUGGGGAUGUCCACUAGCAUCGCUUUGUUUGUCCUCGCACGGAUACCUGUGGGGCUGUUCAAGCACUCCCUGUCAAUCUGCAGAGCCCUGCUGUCUGACCUGGUGUCUGAGUCGGAGCGCCCUCUGGUGAUGGGACACUUUAAUGCCGCCUCUAGUGUUGGCUUCAUCUUGGGCCCUGUGGUGGGUGGCUACCUCACAGAGCAUGAAGGAGGCUUUUAUACCUCCUCCUUUACUUGUGCAGCCAUCUUCCUCAUUAAUGCAGGACUGGUGUGGAUGCUACCGUGGAGCGAGACACUAGUUCACCGCAAUGAUACUAACUCCAGCAACAACACUAGUAAACGCUGUCAUGACAACCACUGUAGUAAGUCUGUACAGAAUGGUUCUCAUACAAAAAAAAACCACGUAUUGCUGGCAGCAGACGCUGAACCGGGCUCCAGAGCUCCAGAGAAGCUUCCAGGUGAUCUCAGGUGGAGGGAGGUGCCUCUGCUCCAGCCUGCCUGGAGACAGCUGUCGUCAGUGGGCUCCAAGAUCCACAUGGUGGCCUCCUCCGACAUGUGGGACCUCUUUCUGGUGCGUCUUUUGAUGGCCAUAGCAAUCAUGCUUUACUACAGUAACUUCUCUCUGGCCAUGGAGGAGCGUUUCUCACUUAAACCAAAGGUGACAGGUUAUCUGAUCAGCUACAGCAGCACCUUAGGGGCCCUGGCUGGGUUCCUGGUGGGGCCAGUCACACAGCUCUAUAAGAAUAACAUGCCUGCUCUGCUGCUGCACUCCACAGUGCUCACCUGUUCACUUAUUCUCCUCUACGCUGCUGCGCCCAGCGUCUGGCAGGUGCUUCUCACCUCCACCUUCUUUGCCAUUUCCACCACCAUUGGACGGACGUGUAUCACAGACCUAGAACUGCAGAGGGGAGGGGUCCAGGCCAGCGGGACUCUGAUCGGUGCCGGACAGUCCGUUACAGCUGUGGGUCGCGUCCUGGCUCCUCUUCUUUCCGGUCUGGCUCAGGAGUUCAGCCCUUGUGGCCCCCCUAGUCUGGGAGUGGUCCUGGCUCUAGCAGCUGUGGGUUUACUACUCAUCAGGAUCCCCAAAUGGGACGGGAGAGGAAUGACAAAAACAGACAAAAAACUCUGAAACUCAGAGCAACUCAAUUAAUUUAAAAUUAUGAUAAAUAAUGUACAUCCACCACUCAGAGAAGUGCUCUUAUUUUGUAGGUGGCCACCGGUGAAGGACUCACAGUGGGAGCAAUGUGUCUCACUCGAGCUUGUUUCUUUACCAACAAAUUUGUGGGUCGAAGUGGCUCCUCACCACCAGCACCGCGGCCCUUCUUUGGGAGAAAGGAUUCAAAAUUCAAGAGCAGCACUGAGAGUGAAGUCAGGGCUGAAACGUUUAAUCAGUUUCCCCCCCUGUGCUGAAGCAUGAUCAGACAAACAUGUGGGGCAUGUACUGGCACAUAUUACUUGUGACAGCUUGAUUGGAAACAAGGUACACUUUGAUUUUUAAUACAACCCUGUAACCACUACAUUGUCCAAAAUUCCCUCAAGUGCACCUACUGCGGAAGAGGAAGGUGCAGGCAGUGAUACUUCAGACGUUCAUAAAUAAGAUGAACCUCUGGGGAAACUGGACUGCCUGAACACAACAUUGUUCUACUUUGGGGUAGCCAAGUUGGUCUACACAGUUUUACCUCAAUACCAGAUGUUUUUUUUUGUUUGUUUUUUUUUAACACACUGCAUCAAAAAUGGUUCCUAUGGUGGUAUAUGAGCGAACUUUUGCUCUAGUUUUUGACACUUGAAUUUUACAGUUUUGUCAGAUUUGAGAUGUGUUAAUUUAUCUUAGGGUAAGCUUAAAUUGACAUUUAAAGAAGUGAUUUGUUGUUUUGUUUUUUUUAAGUUAAGUUUCAAGUGAAUUGUGGGCACUACUGUUUUUAAAAAACCCAAAUAGAUGGAAAGAUGGAAAUUGCUGGAAAUGCAUAUAAAGAAGUCACUGAAUAUUUGAAUAACACGCCAGAUUCAUGCCAGAAAGUCACAAGGAAUAAACCAUGUUUUGUA